Laccaria bicolor S238N-H82 is the source of this 1381-nucleotide messenger RNA. RefSeq lists its product as uncharacterized. NCBI's taxonomy places the organism in Eukaryota, Fungi, Basidiomycota, Agaricomycetes, Agaricales, Hydnangiaceae. The coding region runs from base 38 to 643 and encodes 201 amino acids. The record is from RefSeq and is a predicted model, not a curated record. Gene Ontology annotation, biological process: sulfate assimilation. Gene Ontology annotation, molecular function: adenylylsulfate kinase activity; ATP binding. The transcript is spliced from 7 exons.
CUUUCUUUCUUUCCCUUUUUUUUUCUUUUCCCCGGAGAUGGCUGUCAAUAUUACCUUCCAUCCAGGUUCCGUAACUAGCACAGAGCGGACGCAGCUAUUACUACAGAAAGGCGUCACCAUCUGGUUGACGGGUCUCAGCGCAAGCGGAAAAUCAACCAUUGCCUGCGCGCUUGAGCAGCAUUUACUGAAACUGCACAAGUUCACCUAUCGUCUUGAUGGCGACAAUAUCAGACUUGGACUCAAUAAAGACCUUGGCUUCGAUGAAAAGUCUAGGAACGAGAACAUACGACGAAUAGGGGAGGUGUCCAAGCUGUUUGCAGAUGCGGGAUGCGUAUCCAUCACCGCUUUCAUAUCUCCCUAUCUUGCAGAUAGAGCCAUAGCCAGGAAACUACACCACGAGGCAUCAUUACCGUUCGUUGAGGUCUACGUCGAUGCACCACUCCAAGUAGUGGAAGAACGAGACCCUAAAGGAUUAUACAGAAAGGCAAGAGCGGGGGAAAUCAAAGAAUUUACUGGGGUAUCAGCUCCGUACGAGGCGCCAGAAGCGCCAGAAAUUCAUAUCAAAACGGAUGAAACCGAGGUCGUUGAUGCAGUUCGCAUCAUUACCGAAUACCUAAUUUCUAGAGGAUACCUUUCUAUAUAGUAUUGAAGUAAUGCCCCAACACAGUGGAUGCUAAAAUAUAGCUAAAUCGUCCGAUGAAUAGGUCCUUUUUUGCUCCUCCAAUUCGUGUGUAGCAGAUUGUUCUUCGGCGAUCAUAUUGAUGCUAGACUGCUCGAGUAUCCCGUCGAGUCCCCCUCCAACCACUGCUAACCAGCGGGAUAGGUCAUCAAUUGUCCGCAUCAACUCUUUGUGGGGGUUUUUGCUGACAAUCAGGGAAGGAUAAUCUAGAUAUCCUACAGGUCGCAGCCUCGCCGAUUGGGGAAAAAAAUGGUCACUCAAAUUGCUAAGCUCAUGCUCCGGGGUUCCACCCAUGCCGGCCUCAGAUAAAGAGGGUCUAAUGAAGGGUGAUGUCGUUGGUGAUGCAACGAAGUCCCGCACGUCGGAAAUUAGACGAGGAUCGUCUCUUUUGGACCCUUGAACGAUGGACCCGAGGUUGCUGGCAACCGGAGUAAACAAUCGUGGCCCGCUGGCAACGGCAGAUGGAGAUGGGGGCAGAAGAUCAGCCAUUCCGAGAUGGUGCUCAGUUGUAAGCGAUGGUAUCUUGAGAACAUCUUUGAGACCCGGAGUUCCGAGGGAUAAGUGUCCAAUAGGCAAAGAAUCCGGUAUACCCCUGUCAAUAGAAAGGGGGCCAGGCGGCUUAUAAGAAGGGAGCAAAGCACUGCUGUUAGUUUCUAGACCAAAAGGUCCCUUGCGCGAGUUUGGAGAUUCAGAAAAUGAGGG